Molecule: messenger RNA, 2483 nt
Organism: Cucurbita pepo subsp. pepo (vegetable marrow)
Lineage: Eukaryota; Viridiplantae; Streptophyta; Magnoliopsida; Cucurbitales; Cucurbitaceae
Product: L-type lectin-domain containing receptor kinase S.4
Biological process (GO): protein phosphorylation
Molecular function (GO): carbohydrate binding; protein kinase activity; ATP binding
Source: RefSeq, a predicted model, not a curated record
CGUCCACUUCACAUUUGUCAUUUACUCUCAUUUCUCUUUAUCUAUUUCUUUCUGUAGCGUUCAAUUCAACAAAAUCUGCUUGCCAUGGCACUACUUAUCCCCCAAUCUUCACCAAAUUUCUUCAAAGCUCGCACCAUACGCUUCUAGAUCGCAAUCCUUCCCUUUCCCAUGGCCCAAUUCUUUCUCCUCUGUUUCUUCUUUCUCCUCUUCUUCGCCGCCCCCGCCGCGUCGCAGCAGCUCUACUUCGCCGGAUUCCACGACGCCGCCGCUGCAGCCAACUUAUCUCUCACGGACAUCGCCAAGAUCGAGCCGAAUGGAAUCUUAAAGCUCACGAACGACACCAGUCGACUACAGGGUCAUGCCUUUUAUACCUCCCCUGUUCGCUUCAAAAACUCCUCCGACGGCAAAGCUUUUUCCUUCUCCACCGCUUUCGCCAUCGCCGUCGUCCCCGAGUAUCCAACCCUCGGUGGUCAUGGCCUUGCCUUCACAAUCGCACCCUCCAAAACCCUCCGUGGAUUACCCAGUCAGUAUUUAGGCCUUCUCAAUGCCACCGAUGUCGGGAACUUCUCGAACCAUCUCUUGGCUGUCGAGUUCGACACCGUUCAAGAUUUCGAGUUUGGCGACAUCAACGACAACCAUGUCGGAAUCAAUCUCAAUAAUAUGGUGUCUAAUGCCUCUACCACAGCUUCCUAUUUCGUCGACGACGGACCCACCAAACAAAACUUAACCCUAAAAAGUGGGAGGCCAGUUCAAGCGUGGAUCGAUUAUGAUUCCUCUGUAAAUUCCCUCACCGUCGCGCUUUCACCGUUUUCGACCAAACCCAAGAAGCCGAUUCUGUCGUUUAAUGUAGAUCUCUCUCCGAUUCUUCACGAGUUUAUGUAUGUUGGGUUCUCCGCCUCGACAGGGCUUCUUGCGAGCUCUCACUAUGUGUUGGGAUGGAGUUUCAGUAUGAACGGCGCCGCCCAGUCUCUGGAUCUUUCCUCUUUGCCGUCUGUUCCAGGUCCGAAGAAGAACCACACUGGUUUCACGAUUGGGGUUUCCGUUACGGCUGUUUUAAUCGUGAUAAUAGCGAUUUGUGUUGCUGUCUUCAUCAUUUGGAAGAUAAAAACCGCGGACAUAAUCGAAUCAUGGGAGCUUGAAAUUGGCCCUCAUCGAUACUCUUACAAGGAGCUUAAGCAAGCGACUAAGCGAUUUAGGGAUAAAGAGCUUCUGGGUCGCGGUGGAUUUGGGAAGGUUUAUAAAGGGACUUUACCAAAUACGAAAACCCAAGUGGCUGUUAAGCGAAUUUCUCAUGAAUCGAAACAGGGUUUGAGGGAAUUUGUGUCGGAAAUUGCUAGUAUUGGUCGGCUUCGUCACCGGAACUUGGUUCAGUUACUGGGAUGGUGUCGCCGCCGUGGCGAUCUGCUUCUGGUUUAUGAGUUUAUGGCUAAUGGAAGCUUGGAUAACUACAUUUUUGAUGAGCCGGAUGUGAUUUUGAGCUGGAAUCAGAGGUUUCGGAUCAUUAAGGGCGUCGCCUCCGGUCUUUUAUACUUGCACGAAGGCUACGAACAGGUUGUUCUUCAUAGAGAUGUGAAGGCCAGUAAUGUUCUGCUCGACAGCGAGAUGAACGGGAAGCUCGGCGAUUUCGGCCUUGCGCGGCUGUACGAGCACGGGGCGAAUCCAAGCACAACGCGGGUCGUCGGAACAUUGGGAUAUCUGGCGCCGGAGCUUCCCAGAACAGGGAAGUCCACCACAAGCUCAGAUGUAUAUGCAUUUGGCGCACUGCUACUGGAAGUGGCCUGCGGACGGCGGCCAAUCGACCCGAAAGUGUCGUCGGAGGAAUUGGUGCUGGUGGAUUGGGUAUGGGAGAAUUACAGAGAAGGGAAAUUACUGGAAGUAAUGGAUCCAAAAUUGAAAGGGGAUUUCAAUGAGGUUGAAGCUGUUAUGAUUCUGAAAUUGGGGUUGUUCUGUUCGAACGAUACGGCGGCGGCACGGCCGAGUAUGAAGCAGGUGGUGCGGUUUUUGGAGGGAGAAAUUGGCGUUCCCGACGAGAUUUCAGCGCCGAGAGUGAUGGAAGGAGGGAAGAACAGUGAAGGGUUCGAUGCUUUUGUGAAUUCGUUUGCUUCUUCUUCGUUUAACAAGUUCAGCACCACUUCGUUGACGGGAAAUCGAGAUAUGGAUAUGAGUUUUGCUUCUAUUUCCACGUCUCUUUCGCUUCUAAGUGGCAGAGACUGAGUUGUAAACAGCAAAAACAGGUCCAAGUGAGCAAAAAACAGAUCAAACAGCUCCAAGGCAGCCAAAAUCAAGUCAAAAAAUUACGUUUUUCUUUGUUUGAUCUGUAAAAAAGAUUGGGGUCCUCAAAUUCUUAGUUGGUGAUGUAACAUUUAAGAAAAGUAAUGGUUUGUGUUCAUGAGUCAAGAGUUUAAUGGGUUUGACUCUGUUUCCAUAAGUUUGGCCCACAUUUGAAUGAAAUCCUCUCUCAUUUCUAUGUGGGUUACCACUGC